AUGGCUGCCGAAGGCUCUUCCAAUUCUCCUAUCCCCAUCGAUGAUCUCACCAAGAUCACGACCGAGGCCUGCGAGGAAGCACUGAAGACCAGCAAGGGUUACGACCACGACAAUGUCGGAACCUGGAACUCACAGAUCAUUAACACCGUCCUCAAGGCCCUGAUCUCCGCCACCGCACCCUCCGAAGAGAACAAGCCUGCCCCCUUCCGAUUCACCGUCAACAGCACAAUCGUGCAGCAGGGCCUGAUUGACGAGUCCGCCGCUGCCGACGGUGCGCUCAGCAAUGCCGGUAAGCGCGGUAUGCACUCCGCCUCUGGUGCUUUCUGGGACGUGAACCGUGACGGCAUGUGGACCUACAAGUACACCGGUGCCGAGGAGCGGGGGCUCGAUAUCGUCGUCUGCGUCACAUGGUUCGCUGUCGUUUAA
Messenger RNA from Penicillium brevicompactum, 426 nucleotides. RefSeq names its product dynein light chain Tctex-type family protein. Gene Ontology annotation, molecular function: dynein intermediate chain binding. Gene Ontology annotation, biological process: microtubule-based movement. The coding region runs from base 1 to 426 and encodes 141 amino acids. The transcript is spliced from 4 exons. NCBI's taxonomy places the organism in Eukaryota, Fungi, Ascomycota, Eurotiomycetes, Eurotiales, Aspergillaceae. The record is from RefSeq and is a predicted model, not a curated record. Gene Ontology annotation, cellular component: cytoplasmic dynein complex; cytoplasm.